CAAAAUUAGCCAAUCAAACACAAACAUAAAUACAUAUAUUAAUAGUAUAUAUAUAUAUAAGCAAGUGGUUUCCAUUAUUAUCAGGGUUUCCAUAAAUACAUCAAAACCCCACAGUUGCGCCGCCGCCUGUAAACUCUCAAAAAUGUCCGAACCCCCACCCGAAACCGCCGUUCAAGAACAACAACAAGAAAGCUACCUCCUCCACUCCAUUAACUCCGCCGUCGUCAUCCGCCAGCUCCCCUCCCAGGGCCUCUCCUUCCAGCUCUGGCCCGCCGCCACCACUCUCUACACCCUCCUCGACCGCCACCGCAGCGGCGACGACGCCGCCGCCCAACCCACCCCUCUCUCCGCCCUCCUCACCGCCCCCAACCGCCGCCUCCGGAUUCUCGAACUAGGCUCCGGCACCGGACUCGUCGGAAUAGCAGCUGCCGCGCUACUCGGCGCUACCGUCACCGUCACAGACCUCCCCCGCGUACUCCCCAACCUCCAGUUCAACGUCGACGCCAACGCCGGAAUCUUGGCCGCCGCCGCCGGCGGAACCGUCGGCGUGGCGGCGCUGGCGUGGGGGGACAGGGCCCACAUGGAAGCCGUCGGCUGGGACUACGAUAUCGUACUCGGGUCCGACGUAGUGUACCACGACCACCUCUACGAACCGCUGCUGCAAACCCUCAAAUUCUUCUUGCUCGAAAGCGAGAAGAGAAUCGUGUUUGUUAUGGCGCAUUUGAAGAGAUGGAAGAAGGAAUCUGCGUUUUUCAAGAAAGCCAAGAAGUUGUUUGAUGUUGAUGUUAUACAUACCGAUAGCCCCUCCGAUGGUGGUAGAGUUGGUGUGAAUGUGUAUCGAUUCGUGCGGAGGGGUUAAUUAGCCAACGUAUUGAUUCUAUUCUUAGGAAACGUAAAAUGCGUUAUGAAU
Molecule: messenger RNA, 910 nt
Organism: Erythranthe guttata (spotted monkey flower)
Lineage: Eukaryota; Viridiplantae; Streptophyta; Magnoliopsida; Lamiales; Phrymaceae
Source: RefSeq, a predicted model, not a curated record